GCAAAAACUGCAGCUGGCAAGGAUGAUGAGGCUGCAGCUGGCGAAGAUGAAGCGGCUGCAGCUGGCAAAGACAAAGGGGCUGCAGCUGGCGCAGAUGAAGUUGAUGCCGACGCUGGACCAGACGUGAAUGUCGCUGCAGGCGGCGGCGUGGAAGCCGGAGACGAAGGCGCUGCAGGUGGAGGCGUGGAAGCCGGAGACGGUGGCGCUACAGACGGUGGCGCUGCAGACGGAGGCGUGGAAGCCGGAGACGGUGGCGCUGCAGGCGGAGGUGUGGAAGCCGGAGACGGUGGCGCUGCAGGCGGUGGCGCUGCAGCCGGUGAUAGGGCUGCUGCCGCAGGCAGUGCUGGAGCUGCUGCUGCUGCUGGUGCAGCCGGUGAUGGAGCUGCUGCUGCUGCUGGUGCAGGUGGUGAUGGAGCUGCUGCAGCUGCUGGUGCAGCCGGUGAUGGGGCUGCUGCAGCUGCUGGUGCAGCCGGUGAUGGGGCUGCUGGUGCAGCCGGUGAUGGAGCUGCUGCUGCUGCUGCUGCAGCAGGUGGUGAUGGAGCUGCUGCAGCUGCUGGUGCAGGCGGUGAUGGGGCUGCUGCUGCAGGCGGUGAUGGAGCUGCUGCAGCUGCAGGUGAAGACGAAGAGGCUGCAGCUAGUGAGGAUGCCUGAGACGAUGGCGCUGCAGGCGGCGGCGUGGAAGCCGGAGACAGAGGCGCUGCAGGCGGCGGCGUGGAAGCCGCAGAUGGUGGCGCUGCAGGCAAUGGUGAUAGCUGGAUGGGCUCCUCGGUCCCCCCAGCGAAAGCAGCAGGCUGAAGCGGUUCCUGAGACCCCUCAGCGGAAGCUGCUGAUGACGGCGAAGGCUGGAUGGGCCCCUCGGUCCCCCAGCGAAAGCAGCAGGCUGAAGCGGUUCCUGAGACCCCUCAGCGGAAGCUGCUGAUGACGGCGAAGGCUCAAAACCAGUAGGCAUGGGUGCCCCUGGCACACACAAAACAAAACCAGCAGGCUCGUGGGCCUCUGGUGCACAUGAAACAAAACCAGUAGGCACGUGGGCCUCUGGCACACAUGAGGAAGGCUGCAGCUGCGCAGAGCACUGACCCUGCUCAGGCAGUGACAGCUGGGUGCAGUCCCUAGCUGGCAUCUUGGUCUCCAGGGGUCCAGAGUAAGCUGAGGGUUGUAACCCGGCCUCUGGGGAAGCCCUGGAGUGAGUAGCAGUCUCUAACGUUGCCAGCUUUUGAGGAACAGAUCCAUUGUGAAACCGUUUGUCUCCCUGCUCAAAAACCGCGGUGGAAAAACAGUCCUUUAAGGGGUGUAUGGGCAUAGCUUCCUGUAGAGGGGCGAAUGAAGAUUGCGACUGAACCAUGGACUGAAAUGUGGGUUGCAGUGAAGCUAGUGAUGAUGGUAGCUGAGUGGCUGGCCGAAGCGGUGGCAGAAUAGGUAAUUGUGCUCCUAAGGAGGCCAACGGUUGAGCUACAGAAUGGGAAGCUAACGGCUGAGCUACUGACUGGGAAGCUAAUGGCUGGACACAAAACUGAGCCGGUGAAUGGCGAUAAAGUCCAGGCUCGGAAGGAGCGGCAGAAACACAGUCUUUCGGUUUUGCAGAGGGUUUAUAGAUACCCACUUGAGAAGGGUCCGUUACCACGAAGGUAGGUAAGCUAUACGUAUUGCCUCUCAUCCCACUCUGAAUAGCCCCAGAAAACAAAGUCCCGGAAUCUGGGGAAGCCAAAGUAUCCCGCUCACUCACCGCAUCUGGCUGCUCGAAAGUGAAUGCAGACGGGGCAUGAAGUCCGAGAUCCAAAAGGAGAAAUUCCUGCUCCCACGGACAUAGCGAGCCCAGAAGCCAUGGGAGACCGGUCACCAGGCGCUGUAGCCGCCUCUCUAUAGCGCGCUGGGGCUCGUCAUCCUGGCUUUCCAGCCACAGGUCAAUGAGCUCCUGUGUGGCAUCGACGAGAUUCUCCCGUAGCUCCUUAGACGGAUUAAGUGCUGCUGGGUCCAUCUUGUGGUCGCGUCGUACUGUCACGGCUCGGGGCAGCGGCCGUGUGAUG
Molecule: messenger RNA, 2024 nt
Organism: Oreochromis niloticus (Nile tilapia)
Lineage: Eukaryota; Metazoa; Chordata; Actinopteri; Cichliformes; Cichlidae
Exons: 2
Coding region: 128-919 (263 amino acids)
Source: RefSeq, a predicted model, not a curated record